CUCCUCCCGUCGCCCCUCCUCGGCGCACGGUCCACCCCCACGCCUUCCUUCCACCCACCCUAAAGGAUGCGCUCCCCCGCGCCCAGCGGCAGAGGCCACCGCUCCCCGAAAUGUGUGCGCCCGACCCCCUUCUCCGCGAACCCAGGAGCUGGCGCCCCCGCCCUGUAGGGUUAUGACUCGUUGAUCAAAACGGACUUUUACAAAUACUUUGCACUUUUGAUUGUUUAUUAUGGAUACCAAGGAAGAAAAGAAGGAACGGAAACAAAGUUAUUUUGCUCGAUUGAAAAAGAAAAAACAAGCCAAACAAAAUGCAGAGACAGCCUCAGCUAUAGCUUCAAGGACUCAUUCUGGGAAAGAAGAUGCUACCACAGUAAUUUUAGAUCAAGAUAAGUGUAACAUUGCUGUGGAAGAGGAAUAUAUUGCUGAUGAGAAAAAGAAGAGAAAAAGUAAUCAGUUAAAGGAGAUCAGGCGUACAGAACUAAAGCGAUAUUAUAGUACUGAUGACAAUCAAAACAAAUCACAUGACAAAAAGGAGAAGAAGAUGGUGGUUCAGAAACCCCAUGGUACCAUAGAAUACACGGCUGGAAGCCAGGAUACCCUAAACUCUAUAGCAUUGAAGUUUAACAUCACUCCCAACAAAUUAGUGGAACUGAAUAAACUUUUCACACACACUAUUGUUCCAGGCCAGGUCCUUUUUGUGCCAGAUGCCAACUUUCCUUCCAGUACCUUAAGACUAUCAUCAUCCAGUCCCGGUGCUACUGUCUCUCCUUCAUCAUCUGAUGCAGAAUAUGACAAACUGCCUGAUGCUGACUUAGCAAGAAAGGCCUUAAAACCCAUUGAAAGAGUUUUGUCAUCUACUUCUGAAGAAGAUGAACCAGGCGUUGUGAAAUUCCUCAAAAUGAAUUGUCGAUACUUCACAGAUGGAAAGGGAGUGGUCGGAGGCGUCAUGAUUGUCACUCCUAACAACAUCAUGUUUGACCCUCACAAGUCCGAUCCCUUGGUUAUUGAGAACGGGUGUGAGGAGUACGGCCUCAUCUGCCCCAUGGAAGAGGUCGUCUCCAUUGCCCUCUACAAUGACAUUUCCCACAUGAAGAUCAAAGAUGCGCUGCCAUCUGACCUACCUCAGGAUCUUUGUCCUCUGUACAGGCCUGGAGAGUGGGAAGACCUGGCUUCGGAAAAGGAUAUCAACCCAUUCAGUAAGUUCAAAUCCAUCAGCAAGGAAAAACGCCAACAGAAUGGAGAGAGAACCACUUCUUCAGAUGCCAAGUCAACAGGACCUUUGGAGAAGUCCAGAGAACACACACCUACGAAGCCCUCAGAUGGCCACAUGUCAGGGAAAUUCAAGAAACUGGAAUCCUCUAGGGAGACAACCACUGGGUCUCCCACAGUGACUAAGCUCCUCAAGAAACCCUCUGACACUCACACUGCAUUUGAAUCUGUGACCAAAGAAAACUCCCUUUUAGGAGAAGAUGAUGAUUUUGUUGACCUGGAAGAACUUUCUUCUCAAACUGAGAGUGGAAUGGACAAAAGAGACCCCUCAAAGGAGUGCCUUUCGCUUGACCCAGAAGAGCGAAAGAAGGCUGAAUCACCACUAAUCCGUUCCACUGUGGAAAUGCAGGUGCGGUCAGCCUUGGACUUUUCAGGAACAGAGAGUGACGCUGAGCUUAAGGGGGCUCUAGAUUUAGAAACUUGUGAGAAGCAAGAUAUAAUGCCGGAAGUAGACAAGCAGUCUGGUUCCCCCGAAAACCAGGUAGAAAACACACUGAACAUACACGAAGAUCUGGAUAAAGUUAAACUCAUUGAAUAUUACCUAAAUAAGAACAAAGAAGGGUCACAGUUAUCUGAACAUUUGCAGAAGGCAGAAUUAAGUGAUGGCAGAAGCAUUGAGCCAGUGGGAAUAGACAUCACCCUUAGCAGUUCUCUUCCCCAGGCAGAUGAUCUCCUGACUGAGGGUAAUAAAAAGACAGAUGAAACUUGGGUCAAAGAGAGAGGGCCACUUCCACUGAAACUGGACCCUUCCACAGGAGAAAAUGUGGAUAAAGAGUCUCUUGACUCCUCUUUGGAUUCUGCUCUGGACAACAGCUGUCAAGGCGCACAAACAGAUAAUAAAUCUGAAAUUCAGUUAUGGCUGUUAAAGAGAAUUCAAGUACCCAUUGAAGAUAUACUUCCUUCAAAAGAAGAGAAAAGCAAGACCCCACCCAUGUUUCUGUGCAUCAAAGUGGGAAAACCAAUGAGAAAGUCCUUUGCAACCCACACUGCAGCCAUGGUCCAGCAGUAUGGCAAACGGAGGAAACAGCCAGAGUAUUGGUUUGCUGUUCCUCGAGAGAGGGUGGACCAUUUGUACACAUUCUUUGUUCAGUGGUCUCCUGACGUCUACGGGAAGGAUGCCAAAGAGCAAGGCUUUGUUGUAGUGGAAAAAGAGGAACUGAAUAUGAUUGAUAACUUCUUCAGUGAGCCAACUACCAAGAGCUGGGAGAUCAUCACUGUUGAGGAGGCAAAGCGCAGGAAGAGCACGUGCAGCUACUAUGACGAUGCGGACGAGGAGGUGCUGCCGGUCCUGCAGCCCCACAGUGCGCUCCUGGAGAACAUGCACAUAGAGCAGCUGGCCCGUCGCCUUCCAGCAAGGGUACAAGGGUAUCCCUGGAGACUGGCCUAUAGCACGCUGGAGCACGGAACCAGCUUGAAAACUCUCUAUCGGAAAUCAGCAUCACUGGAUAGCCCCGUCCUGUUGGUCAUCAAAGAUAUGGAUAAUCAGAUUUUUGGAGCAUAUGCAACUCAUCCUUUCAAGUUCAGCGACCACUAUUAUGGCACAGGAGAGACUUUCCUGUACACAUUUAGCCCUAAUUUCAAGGUCUUUAAGUGGAGUGGAGAAAAUUCAUAUUUUAUCAAUGGAGACAUAAGUUCUUUAGAACUUGGUGGUGGAGGGGGACGAUUUGGUUUGUGGCUAGAUGCUGAUUUGUACCAUGGACGAAGCAACUCUUGCAGCACUUUCAAUAAUGACAUUCUUUCCAAAAAGGAAGACUUCAUAGUUCAGGACCUGGAGGUAUGGACAUUCGAGUGAAAUUCAGACCGCCUUAAAACACAACAUUGAAAAGACUGGGUUCCCUUGGCCCUCCUAACGUUGGCUGGAAAACAAAGUCCCAGGCCAGGCUGCCCCAUCCCACCAUAUUGCUUUCUUUCUGCCGUCAUCUCAGAGCAUGAUCACCUUGCAGAAAGAUUCUGAAAGGUAUGUGUGGAAGGCAGGUGCUGAAGAAGGAAAUUUGAAGUCCAGACUGUUGAAAGACUUUGUACUUCCACUUGCUUCCAAUCCAUGCAGUGAGGAAUCAGAGUGUUUAUAGAUAUAUGAGUUAAUGCAAUUUUUAUUUUUGGUAACUGUGAAAAAAAAAAGAUACUGUGGAAAUAUAUACAUGCCUUGUGUAUUUAUCAACAUAAUUUUCAUUACCAAAUGUACAGCUGUUGUUUGCCGUGGGAAAGGUUUGUCUCAUUCAGAAAAAUUGAAAGUACACAGCACUUAAAGGGAAUAGUUUUUUUUUUUAAAAAAAGUGUUUUAUUUAUUAUUUCUAGUUUAUUGUCUACAAUGUGUUGGCAGGUUUUUUCUUUUAAUGUGUCAAAUACUGAAAUAAAGAAAUGUAUACAUUUUGUGCUAUGUUUUUGGGAACAAAUCUGUUUGAUUUAUAUAGUUUUAUAUUGAAUUUUUUUUGCCCUGAUUGUUUAGGGUGAUAGGCCAUCAGUAGCAUAUAUGUAUAUAGAUAUAUACAUAUGUGAGUAUAUAAUACUGAAUUUUUAAAAGCUCAUUACCAAUGUUCAUUGAUUUGUCAUAUUAUAGAACAGCUUUUUAUUUAGCCAUUAUAAGGUACGUUUUUAGUUUUUCAACCGUGAACAUAUUUGUGUAAAAAAGAAUGUACCACUUUUCACAGUUUUAAGUUGAUAUUUAUAGAAAUGGAUACCUUUAUGAAUCUAGACUUAGGACAGAACACCCCUUUGGAAAAAAAAAGUUUUACUUCUUAUAAAAUCAUGUGUGUUAAUAGCAAAAACUUUAUUUUCAUAGUGUUUUUUGCACAGCUUUCCCUAAGUGUUUACAUUCAUGAGCAGGCCUCUAUUUUAAGGGGGGUUGGGUGCUUUAAUUUCUGCAUUUUUGAAAAUCAAAUGAAAACUGUCAGGUUGGACCAACUAUCUUGGUUUCUAGAUUUUUUUUUUUAUUUGAGAAAAAGCAAUGUAAAGAAAUUUGGAAUUCUUUACCAGAAUUGAAAUAAAAAAGAAAACCCGUUUCUAAAAUACCAACCCAUUUUCACAUCAUAAAAAUUUUUAUUAUAAGUAUAAUAAAGCCUCGUUAAAAAUUUAACCAAUAUUAUUGAUUGUUAGACUUCUAUGAAAGCCAAAGACUGCUGAUGAAAAAAAAAUUACAGGUAAUAGCCAAAGUUGAAACUGGACUGUCGUAAAUUAUUUCCUCACUGAUCUUUGAAAGGACAAAUUAAUAACAAGUAGUACUUAUGCAUCUGCAUUUAAAAAAAGCUCUUAGAGUAUUUCCUUUAGAUUUUUCUCCUAUUUUAGACUAUUUGUAAGGGAACAAACAAACUUGCCAGUGACCACUUGUCAGAUCAACAACUAUUAUACUCCCUUUCCAUUCCAUGCAAGUUUAAAUGAAUGCUAUAACAUUUUAAAUCUGUAGUCCAGGCAUAUUUUUCACCCAAGUUCUCCUAUUGAGAACUCUUGAUUAACAACAUUAUUGGCAGUUUAACUUUUUAAUCUGCUUGUUAAAUAUGUGUUGGUGUGAGAUACCAGGAAUGUUUCAUGUUUAUCAUAUUUACCAUUUGCAACCAUAUGCUAUUAAUAAACAAAAUGGUCAUUUUGCAUAUAGUUUACUCUUACCUAGUUUAGUCCAUGAUACUAUACUUGUGAGAGCAUAUCCAGAUGCUAUGUUCUCUAUUUAAAACAGUAUUGUCCAGUCAGAAAUGUGUGAUCCUUCCUUGAUGGCUAUUGACUAUAUGUAAUGCAGUGCUAUCCCAAUAUUUUCAAUAAAGGAAUUUAUGCACUCAG
This is a messenger RNA of Lepus europaeus (European hare), 5037 nucleotides long. RefSeq names its product nuclear receptor coactivator 7 (gene NCOA7). Gene Ontology annotation, biological process: regulation of transcription by RNA polymerase II; response to oxidative stress. The record is from RefSeq and is a predicted model, not a curated record. Lineage: Eukaryota; Metazoa; Chordata; Mammalia; Lagomorpha; Leporidae. Bases 230 to 3061 code for a protein of 943 amino acids. The transcript is spliced from 16 exons. Gene Ontology annotation, cellular component: nucleus.